Messenger RNA from Pararge aegeria (speckled wood butterfly), 2707 nucleotides. Its product is annotated as LIM domain only protein 3-like. Gene Ontology annotation, cellular component: nucleus. Gene Ontology annotation, molecular function: transcription coactivator activity; DNA-binding transcription factor binding. The transcript is spliced from 7 exons. The coding region runs from base 400 to 1107 and encodes 235 amino acids. The record is from RefSeq and is a predicted model, not a curated record. Lineage: Eukaryota; Metazoa; Arthropoda; Insecta; Lepidoptera; Nymphalidae. Gene Ontology annotation, biological process: positive regulation of transcription by RNA polymerase II.
CGCAGUGAGUGAACGUGUAGUUGUAUCUCUGCGGAGCCGCAAACUUUACACGAGCUGUGAUAAAAUAAAAUCCAGUCUUUUAUUACUGCUCUGAAAUAAUAAUCUUGAGUCGCGUUAUAAAUCUUAUUUAAACGUCGAGUGCUAAAUCCUUGGUAUCUUCACAAUAAUAAUCUUUUAUUAUUUGUUUACAUACUUUUCGGAAAACUUGUAAAUCUCAUUGAAAGUGACAAUUUAAGUGGACAAGCGAAUCUUGUUUUAGUGGCAUUAUUGUAACUGUGGAAUAGUUGUUGUGGAUUAAAGACACGUUCUUGGAGAGCAAUUUCAGUGUGUUUACUUUGGCGUGCAGCGUUUGAGAAGGAUAUACUUAACACCGUGUGAUGUCCGAGUGACGAACUCAAUAUGAUUCGUGAUCCGCCGGCCAUGCACAAAACCGACAACACCAACAGUCAACAAGAAGAUAAAUAUGCGCUUAGCGGCGGUGUCGCCAACCCUGGCAGCACGCGGCUCUGCGCGCAGUGUGGGAAAGUCAUCACGGAGCGGUUCCUGCUCAAGGCGAUGGAACGCUUCUGGCACGAAGACUGUCUUAAAUGCGGAUGCUGCGACUGCCGGCUAGGAGAAGUUGGCUCCAAGUUGUAUUACAAAGCAGACCUAAUGCUUUGUAAAAGAGACUAUCUUAGGUUAUUUGGCGCAACGGGCAACUGUGUGGCGUGCAACAAAGUCAUUCCCGCCUUCGAAAUGGUGAUGCGAGCGAAGAGUUUUGUUUACCACUUGGAAUGCUUUGCUUGUCAACAGUGCAAUCACAGGUUCUGUGUGGGCGACAGAUUCUAUCUCUGCGACAACAAGAUACUUUGCGAGUAUGAUUACGAGGAGAGGCUGGUUUUUGCCAGCAUGGCAGCCAACCCCAGUGGCCUAGCGCACAUCAGACGACAAGUUAGUGGAUUACAGUCGCCGAGCAGUGGUUAUGUGGGUGGAGCGAGUGGCUGUGUGGCCGCGGGACCCGUGGGACCUCUAGUAGACAAAGACAAUGGUGGAUGCGCCGGCGCAGACGACGCGUCUAGCGGCUACGGCAGCCCACCCGACCCAGAUGUGUGCGAUGCUGCGCGAUGACCGAUGAUGCCUCGCCGACUACAUGCCUCGGUGAAACCUCACUGAGCCAUGGCGGAACGGUACAAAGGUUAAAGCUGUUUGCGUAUCGGAUAACCCCCAACAAGAGAACAUUAUUCAACAUCAAUAAAUCACCUAGACAUAACUGCGUAUUCUUCAAGUUUGACAUCCCUUUCUAUACGACACCAGAAAGUUCCACUUUAUAUAUUUUUUUUUAAUAUCUAAAAGUGUAAAAACAAUUUGAUCAGUGCGAUUUUAAUAAAUGAAAGGUGAAAAUUUUCAAAGACUAUUAAAACGUUAAGCGAUUACAAAAUGAGUUUAUGCAAAACCGACUAAGUGCAGUAGGUAUUACAUCUAAGUGUUUCGAAGACACUUUAAAAGCGCCGCAGGAGUACAUUAGGCUAGAAGGCGCGCCAUGGAUGAGGCCACUUUACAAAAUGUCCGGGAUGAGUCGCGAUAACGUUGUCAGAACACGAUAUUUCCAUUAUGUAUACGAUUUGAGUCUACAUGUUAAGAUAGCGCCGCGUCGCGUCGCCUGGAUAAGGACGCUAACCUUCUCGCCUCGCGCUGGCACUUUGUAUCAUACAACUUACGUCUCGCGCUUAGCCAGUUUAGCCGCCUCGACUAUAUUUACCUAAUCUGCAAUCAUUGAGUAAUAAUGUCUUAUGCACUAGAGCAGUCAUCAUUCAAGACUGACGAAAUCUUUGGUCACUUGCAUAGAAAAAUGCGUGUAUUCGAAUUUAUUAAGGCAAAGCCAAACGAAGCGUUAGAUACUUGCAAAAACACUUGUAACUUGCAGCCUAGUGAACAACAAAGCGCAACAAUGAGCUUCGCGAUGUCACUUCAUAUCUAGUACGUAAAACAAUAUUACUCAUAGACUACAAUAGUUAGAAACUUCGAAUUAUGUACCUAAAUAAGUAUUUCAUAAUUUAGUUAAUUUUCACAUUGUAAUAAUAGCACGUGUACAUUAAAAAUUUCAUACAACGAGUCAGGUCUAUAGCUGGAAAUAUUAUUUGAUAGAAUCGAUCUCAUUGUUAUAAAAUUGUUUGUACUUUAGUGUACCUAAAUAUUGUUAUCAUACAAGGUAUGAACUUUGUGGAUAUUUUUUAUUAUUUUUUUUCCAUUUUAUAAAUUGGUUAAAUAAGUACCUAUGUUAAUGUUAUUUUGUACCAAAGAUAGAUAUCUUUUCGUUCGGAGGUUUUUCUUAUUAGUCUUCACAGAUACUUGUAUAGAUUAUUUAGUGAUACCAUUUUUUGGUACUUUAAAGUGGUGCAAUGGUUGAUAGUUAAGUACCUCUGUAUUAAUAAAUUUAUAUUAAGAUAUUUUGUAAAUUGUAUUUUUUCUUACUUUGCCAUAGCUUCGGUGUAUGUUGAUUGUUGAUCGCAUAUACCUACCAAUUUGUGAAAUUAAUAUUACGUGGUUCCUGAUGUUUGGCUACGUUGUUUAAAUAAUAAUAUGUGGGAGAUAAUUCAAAGGUUUAGCUAUAUGCUUAAUGUUUUUAAUAUUAAAUAAACAUUUUGUAAAAUAUAAAUUACGAUUAAAAGAUGUAUUUAUGUAUAAAUUCGAACUGUCGUUAAUUAGAAUUAUUUUCUAGGAUAGAAUG